GCUACCCACUGACAUCACAAACCCCAGUUUCUGACUCAUCUUUUAACCAAUUCACAUUCACAUUCUUCCUUCAUUCCAAUCUUCAUAAUCAUUUUCUUCCUCUAAAAUACUCUCGAUUGGGAACAAAAUAAUAAUUCUAAAGAAAUGCAUGCGAAAUCAGACUCCGACGUGACGAGCGUCGAGGCCUCAUCGCCGGCACGGCCACUCUACUACGUGCAAAGCCCAUCGAAUCAUGACCCGGACAAGAUGUCUUACGGGUCGAGUCCAUUCGGGUCACCGGGUCACCACUACCACUGCUCCCCCAUCCACCAUUCCCGAGAAUCGUCGACGUCGAGAUUCUCGGCUUCGUUGAAAACCACGGCGAGGAACGCCGGGUAUUGGAAGAAACUGAACCGCUCCGGCGACGGAAUCGAGGAGGGUGACGAGGAUGACGAGUACGAUGAAGAGGAAGAGAGAGAGAAGAAAGCGAUAAAGAGGUUUUAUGUUGUGUGUUUUGUGGUGUCGUUUGUUGUUUUGUUCUCUAUCUUUUCGUUGAUCUUGUGGGCCGCGAGCACUUCUUACCCUCCUGAAGUUUACGUCAAGAGGUUGGUGUUUGAGAGGGUGAAUGUGCAAUCGGGUAUGGAUUUAUCGGGGAUCGCAACGGAUAUGUUGACUUUGAAUUCAACGGUCAAGAUUUUCUAUCGGAACACUGGUACAUUUUUUGGAGUUGAUGUUAAAGUUGCGCCCAUUCGACUUUUGUAUUACAAGCGUAGCCUGGCCAGUGGUCCUGAGGUGAAGUUCCAUCAACAUAGAAAGACUCAACGGACUAUAAUAACCACCAUGGGAGCACAUCAACUUCCACUAUAUGGUGGAGUGCCUGGUUUAACUGCUAGGAAUGGCGAAAUUGACAGCAUAUCUGUACCACUGAACCUUACUAUCGGCAUAAGGUCGAGGGCUUAUGUUUUGGGAAAACUGGUGAAGCCCAAGUUUUACCGGACCAUCAGAUGUGAAGUUACUUUACAUGGCAGCAAGCUUGGGAAGCCCGUCAAUCUUACGAAUUCUUGUUUUCAUCAUAACUAAUCAUCCAAAUAACCCCAACAAUCGCUUAAACUUGCUCAGGUUUUUCUGGUGCUUUAUCAUUAGGAUGUUUAUCAUUAGGAUGUUUUUGUGGAAAUUCGUCAUGCAUCAUUAUUGUACUUUAUUGUGCCAUUAUUGUACUGUAAUUUGUAGUCAUUUUGAUGUAUUUUUUAGCUUAUACCAUAUCUGACCCAGUGUAUAUAGGAAAGAUGUUGGAGAAAUUGUAGAUCAUCUGCAUAUAUAUUGAUACAGACAAUAGGAACUUUUCUUGAA
Molecule: messenger RNA, 1329 nt
Organism: Daucus carota subsp. sativus
Lineage: Eukaryota; Viridiplantae; Streptophyta; Magnoliopsida; Apiales; Apiaceae
Exons: 3
Coding region: 145-1059 (304 amino acids)
Source: RefSeq, a predicted model, not a curated record